AUGUCGGACACUCCCUCAUCGCCGUUCAUUGAGCAUCCGGAAACCCCCAGGAAAGCGCUCUUCAGUAGUAAUCGCCCCUCUCCAGUUCGAUCUACACACGCCACACCUUCGCUCCAUGGCACACCAUCCACCGCAAGUCGGUUUUCAAGAACCCCUAGAGAAGACGUGAUCGGGCUUAAAAAAACGAUUUCGCAGUUGCGCUAUGAUUUGGAGGCACUCAAACAGGAGCAACAGGUUGCUCAGAUUCUGCAGGAGGAAAAGGAGCGAGAACUGGAGGCCAAGCACAAGAAAGAGCUGGAUCGAGCUGAACAAGCAGAGUCUGACCAGGUGUUUCUGUUCAACAAACAAAAAGAACUCUCAGACGAAAAUCGCACGCUUAAAGAGGAAUUGCGAUCUCUUCAGUCUCAGCAUGAGGCUGAUGGACGUGAAUUGAAUCAUGAACUGGAAGGAUUGAAGGACUUGCUGAAUGAUCUACAAUCGGAGAACCGAGCUCUUGUGUCGGAAAUGAACUACAAGAUUGAAGACUACGAACACAGAAUCAAGGCGGCAUCUACAACGACUGACGAUCUGCUCAAGGAGGUUGAGAAUAGAGGUACUGCCCUCACAGAAGCUAAAAUGAACGUGGUUAAAUUCGAGCAGCUGGUAGAAUCCUUGAAGGGCGAAUCAUUGGAUCUCAAACAGUCGGCCAAAGAUCUGGAGGCUGUGGAGCAGACUAAAAGUCAACUUUCUGACCAGAUCAAGUAUUCGCGAGAACUGGAGGCGAAAGUGUCUGCCCUGACAGUGAGAGUAGAGGCGGCUGAGUCUGCACAGCAGCUCAGUCAGGUCUAUGAAGAAGAUCUGAGUAGCAUGAAGGGUAAAUUGAAGAACAUGGAAGGUCUCAGACAACAGCUAGCGGAACAGCAGUUGCAAAUUCUGGUACAUGAGGAGAACAGCGCCAAGUGGAAGGCCUAUUUGGAAAAAUCGGACGAGUUCAAAACUGUGGAGGAGGUUGUCACAGCUCUUAACAAGGCUAGAAUGGAAAAAGCUAGCUUGUUGGAGCGUGCCGGUUCAGGAGUGAAUGAUGAAACCCGGUCUACAGCUGAAGCAUAUGCGAGAUUGCAAGAGCGAGUCACCACCCUUGAGUCCGAGCUGCAGCUGGCCCAAAACCAACUCAAGACAGAGAAAAAGAAAGUUGCUACCUCUAUCAGGCAGCACACACUUGCUGCCAACGAGGCAAAGUUCCUUAGAGAGCAGCUGAAGGCGUACGAUGAUGAGGAGGUCACAGCAGCUGGCGCUGACGUUAAGCAGGGUCGUAUUGACGAGCUGGAGAAACUGUUAGAAGCGGUCAAGAACGAGAAGAGUGUUUUGGAAGGUGAAUUGAAGGAGGCAAGAAGCGAGCAAGGGUGUACUGUUGCUGCAGGUACCAAACGACCUCGCGCAGACGAUAGUGUAUCGUCAGAAGUCAUAUCUGAGUACACACGUAAGUUGCAGACUCUUCAGCAGGAGUUUGAUGAGGUCUCUGUCGAGGCCAGACUUCUUGCAAAGACCAAGGAGGCCUUGGAGGCACGGCUUGAGAGUCUUGAGAAGAGCCAGGAAUCACGAGUGCGAAUUCUUGAGCUGCGUGAGAACCCAACUUCUCGCCAUGAAGCUGUCAAGCAAAGCAUGCUGGACACACUUAAAGCUGAGAACGAGGCUCUGAUGGGCAAGAACGAAAACUCAAAGUCUGUACCCCAGGCUUCACUUGAGAGAAAGCAGCUGGAACUCCAGGGUGUCAGAGAUAAGCUGGCAUCUACGGAAAAGUCGUAUCAACGACUCAAGGAGGUGUUCUCGGUCAAGUCGCUGGAAUUUAGAGAAGCAGUGUAUGCUCUAACUGGAUACCAAAUUGACAUCCUCCGAAACAAAAAGGUCAAGGUCACUUCAAUGUAUGCUCAGUCUGAUGAAGACUCGUUCACGUUCUUGCCUGACCCCAAUCAUAAGGGUCAGUUUGCCGGAGUCAUUGAUAGUCCUUUGACUGACGAGUUCAGCAACAUUGUGGAUUACUGGGUGAAGGAUAAGAAGGAUUUUCCAUGUUUUUUGGCAGCUCUCAACCUAGAGCUGUACGAGCGAAAGGAGAACAAUGGUAACCAGGCCAGCUAA
Molecule: messenger RNA, 2115 nt
Organism: Yarrowia lipolytica CLIB122
Lineage: Eukaryota; Fungi; Ascomycota; Dipodascomycetes; Dipodascales
Biological process (GO): mitotic spindle assembly checkpoint signaling; attachment of mitotic spindle microtubules to kinetochore
Cellular component (GO): nuclear envelope; kinetochore; mitotic spindle
Source: RefSeq, a predicted model, not a curated record